CUUGUGUCCAUGUCGAGUCCUUCGACUUCCCAAUCCCCGCGCGAUUCCACGCAAAAUGCUCCACCAGACGAUAAAUCUAUGCUGGAGUAUCUACAUCAACGCGGAUAUACUGCGGCAGAGAAAGCUUUGCGCGACGAAAUCGAAGGCACCACCGCCGAAACAUUAUCUGCUGAAGAUUUCGUCAAAGCGCUUGCAAUAUUCGCACAAAAGCCGUCCAGACCUGGAGAGAAUGUGUUCAAGGAAUCUUCGAAUGUUCUACAAGAGUUAACUGCCAUGGGCAACCCGAGUAACAUCCAAAGCCUGCUCGGAAAUAUAGGCUCUGUCGGUGCUGAAGACAUCCUAUCGCUAGAUCCCACAGACAAGCAGGAAGGGUACCGCGAGCUUGAAGCCUGGGUAGACGGAUCUUUGGACAUGUACCGUCCUGAGUUCAGGCCAAUCCUAUUUCCUAUCUUCGUUCAUUUCUACCUCGACUUGAUUCAACGCGGCCUUAAGGAUGCCGCCAUCAAGUUCUACUCAAGUUUUGCGUCGUCUUUGGCGCCUUCACACAUCGAAACUUUGCAUCAUAUCAAAACACUCCUAUUGCCCGCACAUGUACAGAACGACGAGGUUGCUCAACGUUUCAGAGAUGAGAAAUAUGCUGUCAGAAUGAGUCGCUCAGGAUUUGGAUUGUUAAUGGGGUGGCUCACUGAGGGUGUGGGGGGCGAGGCGUUUGGUGCAGGUGAUGGGUUUACUGGAGAAAUCGGCAAACGUGGUCGAGUUUCUGUCAUGCGAGUGGUCAACAACCAUUUGCGAUUCGAUAUUACUCAGGCUAAUGCAACAUCGGUUUCACCCAAUUCCUGGGAAGAAUCCACGGGUCUGAUAUCGUCUCUUAUCCCGAAUGCUAAUGGCGCCACCACGAGUCUGUCGAAUCCACAAGCGUUCAAUCGCCUGAAAGAACUAAAGCUGGGGCCUCCUCCCAUGAUGGAAGAUCUCCGCAACGAGACUCAGCGUGCACUACGAGAACAGGCUCUUGUAGACAGAGAGCCAACUGGAAACUACGACAUCCAAGCUACAAGACUUGUGGUACCUGGCGUGGUAGCACCCACAACCGCUGAUUUACUACCUCAUCCACCGACAUUCCGAACUAUCGACGUCGAACGGGAGGCUGGUGCCGUAAGGGAUGCAAGAAAGCGCAUUCGAUUAGAGCCCUCUCUACUUGCCAAUACCGAUCCCAACUCAACUCAAGCUGCGUCGCUUCGGGCACGCGCUCUUCCCAGUAUUUGUGCUUAUACGUUACAUGAUGUUCCUGAGGGUGCACCUUGUUGUACAUUCUCCCAAGAUACCUCCCUCAUGGCAGCUGGAUUUUCCGAAAGCUAUAUUCGGCUCUGGAGUCUGAAGGGAGAGAAAUUACGUGGAUUGCGGAGCGAUUUCAGCUCUGCAUCUAUCAAAGAUUAUAACUCCCUUCGUCGGAUACGAGAAAAAGGUGGCACUACAACGAGAAAACUCAUCGGCCACAGCGGACCUGUCUACUCCGUUGCUUUCGAUCCGCUUAGUGGAUCAGCUGCCCCACCCAAGUACCUCUUGUCAGCAUCUGCUGACACAACUGUUCGGUUAUGGUCAAUGGACACGCUGACCAACAUUGUGAGUUUUCGAGGGCACGAAAAUCCCGUCUGGGAUGUGAAGUGGGCGCCAAUGGGCAUCUACUUUGCGACUGCCAGCCGUGAUAGAACCGCUAGGCUGUGGUCUACUGAUAGAAUCAACUGCAUGAGGGUUUAUGCUGGUCAUUUGAGCGACGUCGAUUGCAUCCAAUUCCACCCCAACUCGAUGUACCUCGCGACAGGCUCGAGUGAUUGGACCGCCCGGCUAUGGGAGGCCCAGACUGGCUCCUGUGUUCGUGUGUUUAUUGGCCAUCAAGGCGCGGUCUCGACACUGGCAAUCAGUCCUGAUGGACGCUACCUGGCCAGCGCCGGUGAAGAUCUUGCCAUCAACCUAUGGGAUUUAGGAUCGGGUAAACGAAUAAAACGAAUGUCGGGACAUACCGCGUCGAUCUAUUCGCUGGCGUUCAGCGCGGAGUCUUCAAUGCUUGUCAGCGGAGGGGCAGACUGGACAGUGCGUUGUUGGGACGUAAAAAGUGCAGGUGGCACGCGACCUAGAGCAAAUGGGGCAUCAUUCACGCCAAUGGGCCUUGCGACUGGAGAGUCUUCGAUGGCGAUACCACAAAGCUAUGGUGAUGAAGAGAAUGCAGAAACUACUGACUUGGUAGCAACUUUCCCCACAAAGCGAACACCGAUAACCAACAUUCAAUUUACUCCACGAAAUCUCUUCAAGCGAAACGAACACUUCUGGGUCAACCUUUUGCGCGAGCCAUACAUCGACAAAAUUAUGUCCGAAAUGGAGAUAGAUGACGCCAUGGGAGGCGUUGAGUCGACUCCGAGCCACCCACCCGUUCCAAUUAUUCACUCCGACAUCGUCAACACGCAAUUAGUGCCCUCGACUUCUACUUCUCCUCCUCGCGACAACUUCAGAGACAUCCAAGUCAAAGUUCACAUCCGUAAACCAGAGCGAGAUUCAUGGACGUACAUGGGGCGCGGAGUAGUCUCGCAGGUGGUAAAUGGACAUUCAUCCCGCGUCGUUGUCCGCUCAGUCUCGACUGGCAAAGCACUCGCGGUAUUCAACGAAACCUCCGACCUCGAAGCCGAGAAACGAGGGAAUUUCAUCGUGAUCUCUGUUGUCCAGGGUUCUGCUGUCGUCUCUUGGUCGCUGAAUGCGCUCAAUAACUCAGAAACCCUGCGACUUAUGGCCAGCAUCGAACUUGCGUGUUAUAAAUGUAAACAAGCACUCGCUGACCCACGUAUGCACUCCAAGGGUCGUCGUCGGAUUGAACGGGUUAUCAAGGAUGACCGCCGCCGACGUCACCGCCGAAGAAAAGACCAGGACGCCAUGAUCGACGCCUUUUCCAAGCAAACGAUUGAAGUUGGAGUUGGAAUGGAGGAAGGCCCUCCCAGUUAA
This is a messenger RNA of Mycena indigotica, 2988 nucleotides long. RefSeq names its product putative TFIID and SAGA subunit. Lineage: Eukaryota; Fungi; Basidiomycota; Agaricomycetes; Agaricales; Mycenaceae. The transcript has 16 exons. Gene Ontology annotation, cellular component: transcription factor TFIID complex. The coding region runs from base 10 to 2988 and encodes 992 amino acids. Gene Ontology annotation, molecular function: RNA polymerase II general transcription initiation factor activity; protein binding. Gene Ontology annotation, biological process: transcription initiation at RNA polymerase II promoter. The record is from RefSeq and is a predicted model, not a curated record.